Molecule: messenger RNA, 1584 nt
Organism: Ixodes scapularis (black-legged tick)
Lineage: Eukaryota; Metazoa; Arthropoda; Arachnida; Ixodida; Ixodidae
Product: polyadenylate-binding protein-interacting protein 1
Biological process (GO): regulation of translational initiation
Molecular function (GO): protein binding; translation activator activity; RNA binding
Source: RefSeq, a predicted model, not a curated record
AGCGAGCAUCGCUCUCGGUUGUUUCACGGACUCAUCGGUAUCACCGACGUUCUUCUCAACUACGCAAGUUUCGAGCCUAAACUACAGUAAAUGGUCGUAGUCAGUGCUGCAAACUCGCUCUGUCUUCGGAUUAGAGCGUAGAAAAAAAAAACAUACAAGUUCGUCUUCCUUUCUGAAGCGCAUCCACCAACGGCGAUGGAUUCCAACGGAAAAGAAUCACCGCAGGGAAAGCCCGAGGAAUACCAUCCGUUGAGACAACACCAGCGCGACAACCAGGCGACCGACGGCGGCACCAGCCGUGAAAACAGGAUGACAGAUGAGAGCGGCGCAGUACGUUCCGUGGAGAAGAAAAGCACGUUGUCUCCCCUCGCACCUGUAUUCGUGCCGAAACACUUCAAGAUCCAACUGAAGGAAGACAACCAUUCUGCUGUCAAUGAGCCCUACUCUUACCCAAUGGUGGAGCUGCUGGGGUUCAUCAACGACGUGACCCUGAGUCCUGCCGAGUUUGACGCCAAGAUUGUCUACCUCACAAACGCUCUGGAGUGUGUGUCUGACGUGAAAGGCCUCACUGCAGUCGUCGACGCCAUUUUCGACAAAGGCGUGAACGAGCCAAACUUCAGGUAUAGCGGGGCACGGCUCUGCAACCACCUGGGGAACAAUCUGCACAUCAAGAACCUCGAAGAUGACACCUUCACGAACCUGCUGCUGGACCGGUGUCACGUGGAGUGCCUCAGACGCAGCGACCUCGCAGCUGGAGAUUUCGGCGGCCCUUACCUGCGGGGACUGCUGCUGUUCAUCGCUGAGCUCUUCUCACAGAUGGUGUUCUCCAGAGAGGACAGUUCGUACAAGGUGAAGCACGUGGCAGCCUGCAUUCCGGACAUGAUGCACACACUUCUGCAGGCCAUGAGCAAAGAUAACAUCAAAUGCACCAUCCAAGUGCUCAAGCUGACCGGUGGCAACCUGGAAGACCUCGAAAAGGCCGGGACCCCCGGCGGGGAGACGCCAAACAUGGACAGCCUGUUCAGCAAGUUGAGCGAGUUGGCCCAGAGAAGCGACAUUGACGCGACGUCAGAGAGAAUGAUAAAAAACGUGCUUGACCUCCGUGAAAAAAACUGGGGGCGAACGUCCACACCCUCCGACUCUCCCGCCAGCUCGGCGGCAGAAGACAGCUUGCCGAUCUUGUGCGGUCCCGACGGCAUUCCCCUGUCCAGAGAGGAGGAGGUGUUCCUCGAAAGACAGUUUGCAAAUUUCCACUGCAACGAUGGCGACUACUCCAACAACUUCGACAACGAGGAAAUGGACGACGAGAUUGCAGCGGCCUACGAGGAGUUCCUGUUGCAGUCGGGCCAGUGACGUGUCAUGGGGGGAUUGGGGCCGCGAAUGCGUUGCAUUGUCCAACAUUUUAAGAACAAUGCCAUUCACACACAUACACACACCUUUUGUAAGUAGGCAGGGACUAUUUUUGUUAAUUCUGUCUCUAUUACGUUCAGGCCAUUGAGUUGAGGACAGCGAACUUGUACAUUUCAACGCACAAAGUGCUCUUGGGGCGUCUUGUCGGAUGGAAAUAAAACCUUUUGCAGCGAA